AUGACUCAUCCAUUAUUUCUUGAUUUUCCGAAUGAUAAUUAUCCUGUUAUAUUAACAACGGAUGCAUCAAAAACUGAUAUUGGUGGUACAUUACAACAAAAUAUUAAUGGUGAAAUAAAAAAUUUAUAUUAUCAUUCUCAAAUUACAUCUUCUACUCAACGACCAUAUGAUCCUAUUGAAUUAGAAGCUUUAGCCAUAUGGUUAUGUUUUCAACGAAUGCGAUCUUAUUUACUCGGUAGAUCUAUUAUAAUUUAUACUGAUCAUUGUCCUUUAUGCAAAAUGAUGAAUUCAUCGGUGAAGAAUCGACGAGUAGAUCGAAUUUCUAUCUUAUUGCAAGAAUAUAAUAUUGAAAAAAUUAUUCAUAUUAAAGGUCAACAUAAUUGUUUAGCUGAUUAUUUAUCUCGUCAUCCAAUACAACAUGCUGAAGAAAUAUUUGAUGAAGAUUAUGGCAUAAGCAUGUUAUUUCAGGGGGAACCAUCGGAGACGGUACAUGCUCCUGCCAAUCAUCCUCAAGUUAUUGGUGCUGUCGUUACACGUUCAAAAAUGAAACAAAUAAAGCAACAACAAAAUGAAACAGAUAUAACCACGCCAUUUACUAUAAAUGGCAUAUUAUCGUCAUCAAAUCGAGAAAAAAUUGAACAUUCGAAUGAAUUUCCAUCACAAUUAAUUACGUCUAACAAUUUUGAUAUAACUCAAAUUAAACUUGAACAGUCAAAAGAUCCAAAUAUUGAGAAGAAGAUUAAGGCCACCCCCCCCCCCCCCC
Molecule: messenger RNA, 763 nt
Organism: Rotaria sordida
Lineage: Eukaryota; Metazoa; Rotifera; Eurotatoria; Philodinida; Philodinidae
Source: the annotation of a GenBank genome assembly